Molecule: messenger RNA, 744 nt
Organism: Aureobasidium vineae
Lineage: Eukaryota; Fungi; Ascomycota; Dothideomycetes; Dothideales; Saccotheciaceae
Source: the annotation of a GenBank genome assembly
UCGUUCUUUGCUGAUCGAAACACCACGACCAUGUGGAUAUUACCCCUGGUUGGCUAUCUAGGCCUUGCGCUUGGAUUCUCCUUCCUAACACUUGCGAUCGCAUCUGGCCUGUACUAUCUCUCGGAGCUGGUUGAAGAGCAUACCGUUCUGGCCAAAAAACUCUUGACCCGGCUGAUAUAUCUGGUCGUCGCUAUCCAAGUACUGCUGGCUCUCUUCGACAAGUUUCCGCUGGGGCUCUCGGCUCUUGCCAUUGCCAGUCAUGGUGUUUACCACCAGAAUCUACGCCGCUUCCCCAUUGUCAAGCUCACUGACCCCNCACUCGUCCUUCUGAACCACUGGCUAUGGUUCUGCCAUUUCUCCGCUCCGCCUUCGUCUCCUCCAAGACACUACAACUACUACGCCCCAAAUGAGUCCAUUCCAAGCUUUAGCGAAGUCGCUGCGUUCUUUGGACUACAAGUCUGGCUUGUGCCUUUCGCACUCUUCGUCUCGCUGUCUGCUGGCGAGAACGUUUUGCCGAGUAUGGGCAGCGAAUACGCUACGGGCGCUGGCAGCAGCUUCAUCUCUGCUGGAAAGGAACCCGACAAUGCUGCGACGGCUUAUGCCUCGGCUUCUGGUGCGCGUAGAUCGCGCUCUGGAACAAAUGCUGGUAUGGCCAAAGCUGCUGUCAUGGGCGUUCGUGAAUGGAUUGGCGAAACAGGAGAGCUCAUGGGCUUCUGGAGAGGCGAGCGAACGAGGCCUUUCUGA